Messenger RNA from Ostertagia ostertagi, 327 nucleotides. The record is from the annotation of a GenBank genome assembly. NCBI's taxonomy places the organism in Eukaryota, Metazoa, Nematoda, Chromadorea, Rhabditida, Trichostrongylidae.
AUGGGAACAUCGAUGAGCUCCAAGAAUGUCACUUGUACUGGCGAAUUCUGUUUCAAGGCACGAAUCAAGUCAAAGCUGGGCCAUAUGACAGAGUACAAUACGAUCGGAUGUGCAUCGUUCACUGGCGACGACAUGUUGGCUGAAGAAUUGAAUCCUACUGGAUGUGCGAAAUUCAGCAGUGAACAGCUGGAAGUGUUGGCAUGUUUCGAGACGAAAGACAAAGCGGCAAUUGGUCGAGCUCGAGCCAAUCAGGAAGUUCGGGAACCUAAGCGAAAGCCAAGCAAAGGAAAAGGACGGAAACCUCCUCCAAAAAUGGAAAUAGAGUAU